Messenger RNA from Clunio marinus, 615 nucleotides. NCBI's taxonomy places the organism in Eukaryota, Metazoa, Arthropoda, Insecta, Diptera, Chironomidae. The record is from the annotation of a GenBank genome assembly.
ACACAAAUGUUGACGAGACUAAUGCAAGUCGAAUUUUCGAAAAUCUUGUUUUUAAAUAUCUACAUAGGCACUUUCAUAUUUUUUAUUAUCUUCUUGUUUCUCAUCAUCCAUUGAAGUGAAGAAUAAAGAAAAAAAUCGAAUUUUGAUCAUCAUUCUGAAGUCCACUUUGGAUGUUCAAUAAAAUGCUGUCAAGAAACAUUAACGAUCAUAAUAACGUCAAUGCAAAACGUGUUGCUGAACAAAUGACGAUUCUCCGAGGUGAACGAAUGCUACUGAAAGAUUAUUUGGUUCAAUCACUGCAAGAAAGUGGGUGGGAUGACAAAGUUCGUAUUCUUUGUCGAGAAGAAAUAGCAAAAGCAAAUGGAUUAAUUUCUGUAGAUAGUCUGGUCGAUAGAGUUACACCAAAAGCUAGGAAGGAAAUACCAGACGAACUAAAAGCAGAUAUGAUUCUGAAGAUUAAGAAAGUAUUGCUUCAAGCUAAAGAAGAUUGAUUGUUUUAAGAUAAAAUAUUAAGUUAGACGUAAAAUAAACUCUCCAUUUAUUUAUUUUCAUUUAUAAUUGAAAACCUAAAAUAAAUAAUAAAAUGGGUGACUGACUGUUUAGUUCAUAAAUUUU